Schizosaccharomyces octosporus yFS286 is the source of this 2660-nucleotide messenger RNA. Its product is annotated as SDA1 family protein. The transcript has a single exon. Bases 412 to 2571 code for a protein of 719 amino acids. NCBI's taxonomy places the organism in Eukaryota, Fungi, Ascomycota, Schizosaccharomycetes, Schizosaccharomycetales, Schizosaccharomycetaceae. Gene Ontology annotation, cellular component: nucleolus. Gene Ontology annotation, biological process: ribosomal large subunit export from nucleus; ribosomal large subunit biogenesis. The record is from RefSeq and is a predicted model, not a curated record.
UUGCUCUUGUGUGACGCUCAUCGUUUAUGUUGGUGAAGGGUAAGAUGUCUUGUUCGCGUCUGCUUCGUACCGCCCACCAACAACCAACUACGAGAAACUUUGGAAUUGUUUCCAGUUACUUCGUAUUUUGGUUGAUUAAUUCUCAAAUUAUAUUUAUUUAAAAGUAAUUAGAAUUUUUUUGGUCUCUUUACAUUUGCUUGCAGAUUCUUUAUUUGCCUUUGGAAAGAUACCUACCUAUAUAGGACUCUCCUAUUCGCAGUAUUAUUGACACAUUUCUUGCUCAUUUUGCUGUCUUUUACCUAUUCACUAUAUUAGUAGUAGGUGCCACUUUAUAGGCCUGCAUCGUUUUUUCCUUCUUUUUUUUUUUUUUUUUCUCUCCCCCUUCAGCCAUUGGGAGUUUAAGAUAAAAACAUGGUGAAACGUCGUACAGCCGCUGUCCUUCCAAUUAAUCUCCCUCAUUUACAGCAUUUGGUAAAAAAGGAUCCUAAAUCCUAUAGGGACGAAUUCUUGCAGCAGUGGAAUCAUUAUGAAACUGUCAGAGAGAUCUUCCUUAUUCAACCGUCAAACGAUGUUACAGAAUUCAAUUCUCUUAUAGACUUUAUUGCUCAAACAUGCAACCACUAUACAGACAUCACUAAAGAUUUUUCAAAGGAAUUGAUGGAUUUACUUCAGAAAAAUCAUGCCCAAUUUCCUUUUGAACUCUCUGAAAAAAUUGUACAAGCACUAGUCUUAUUGAAAAACAAGAGUGCUUUAUCACCCAUCGCACUUUUGCAGUGCUUUUUUCCUUUGUUUAGUAGCAACCCUUCCCGUGCCUUUCGUGACCUCCUAUAUGGUCAAGUUUCUUUAACGGUGCGCAAUGCAAACAAGAAAGCUAAGGACGAUAAAUUGAAUAAAGCUGUUCAAGCUGCUUUAUUCACUCUAGUGGAAACUUCGGACACGGCUUCUGUCACCCACACGGAUUAUUCCAACAAAAAGCAGGAGUAUUCACCUAAUGAACUCACGGGUAUGUGGGCCGUGAAAAUGGUUCAAGAUCUAUGGAAACGGAAUAUUUGGUCAGGUGAUGCUCGUGCCGUCAAUAUCAUGAAAACAGCCGCUUUAUCGAACAAUACUAAAGUUAUGCUGAGUGGUAUCUAUUUCUUCUUGGGGGCCGAUACCCAGGGCGAAGAAGAAGAAGAUUCGGACGAAGAAGAUACAGACGUUGGCAGAUUGAUGCAUCAAUCGACCAUUAAUAAGAAAACUAAAUCACGUGAAGCCCAGGUAGAGCGCAUUCGUGCUCGUUUAAAAAAGAAAGAAAAGGGAAAGCUCGCACCCCCUACGAACGUUAACUUCCCUGCUCUUCAACUUUUAUACGAUCCUCAAGGGUUCGCUGAAGAGCUUUUUGAAAAGCAAUUAGUGAACUCAAAGCGAUCACUUUCUAUGGAUCAUAAGCUUGUGGUUCUCCGUCUCCUAACAAGAUUGAUUGGUGCUCAUAAGUUGACCGUCUUAGGUCUUUAUUCAUACAUGAUGAGAUAUUUAACCCCUCAUCAACGUGACGUUACUCAGUUUCUUGCUUGCUUGGCCCAAGCUAGCCAUGAAUUUAUCCCUCCUGAUGUUUUAGAGCCUUUGAUUCGAAAAAUUGCUGAUGAGUUUGUCACUACGGGUGUUGCCAACGAAGUUGUUUGUGCCGGUAUUAACGCUAUUCGAGAGGUCUGCGCACGUUCCCCUUUUGCAAUGACAGCAGAUCUUCUACAGGAUUUGACCGAGUAUAAGUCUAGUAAGGAUAAGGGUGUUAUGAUGGCUAGUCGUGGUCUCAUUAGUUUGUACCGUGAAGUUGCUCCUGACAUGUUGAAGAAGAAAGACCGCGGAAAGGUUGCGUCAAUGGAGUUGAAGGAUCGUACUCCGAUAAAGUUUGGCCAGGAACUGAAUGUUGUUCAUGGUAUUGAAGGCUUAGAACUUCUUGAGAACUAUAAAAACGAAAAUAAGGAUGAUGGAAACGAGGAAGACGAUGAGAAGUGGGAAGUUAUGGACAACGAUAGCGAUUCGGAAGACAGUGAAGGCUGGGUUAACCUAGGAAGCGAUGAUGAAAUAAACAUCAGCGACAGUGACGAGGAAGAGAGUGAUAAGAAAAACAAGGAAAGGGCAUCAGAAGACAAAGCUAAAUCUGAUGACGAGAAGAACAAACAGGAAAUCUCCAAUUUGGCUGCUCGUUCUAUAUUGACACCAGCUGAUCUGAAGAAACUGGAAGAGCUGCGCGAAAAAGCUAAUGUCGAUCGCUUAGUUCAUGGGCCAAAACGCGCGCACGACAAUGACGGUGUGGUUGAUAUAUAUGAUAUCGAAGGACCAAAGAAGAGGAUAAAGGAUGAUCGUGAAGGACGUUUGGCACGUGUCAUGGAAGGUCGUGAAGGCCGCGAAAAAUAUGGCUCCAAGAGUAACCAAUUCAACCCUACAAGUCUUUCGAAUAAGAGGAAGCAAAAGAACAAGAACUUUAUGAUGAUUAAACAUAAAGCAAAAGGAAAGGCUGGCAGAAGUCUUAUGCAGAAGCGAAAAUCUCUGCGAGAUCAUAUUGAUCGCGAGAAAAAACGUGUUAAAUAAGGUAAAUAUUGAUGUCAAUGGUUUUCGAUGGUUUAAUCUUGUCUCUGGGUGAAUUUUUUUGGUAAUAGUAUUAUAGAAAGGAUCGGUUU